Messenger RNA from Anguilla rostrata (American eel), 1724 nucleotides. RefSeq names its product family with sequence similarity 131 member C (gene fam131c). The coding region runs from base 651 to 1415 and encodes 254 amino acids. The transcript is spliced from 10 exons. NCBI's taxonomy places the organism in Eukaryota, Metazoa, Chordata, Actinopteri, Anguilliformes, Anguillidae. The record is from RefSeq and is a predicted model, not a curated record.
CAGAUAAUGACUGUAAUUAAACUAAUUAGGGGGGGCUGAGAGAAAAUAGGGCUUAUGUGAGCCCCCAGGCUACCGUGGCCUGUUACUUAUCAUCAUAUGGGUUACAGCUGAAGUCGUCCUCGUCUUCUGCCGUUGGAAUCGUUUGAUCACAAGGAAACUUUCCCCGUCCUCAUUCUGAAAUAAUGCCCUUUCCUUGGAAGAUGUGAUGCCGUUGCCUAGGAGCUAAUGUGUGGUGAGCGUUCUGGCGCAAAAUGGCUGCCGUGCAUCACCCAGGUCUUUCAACGGCCGACUCUUCUCACUCGGCGGUGUGUUGCCUACGCGCCCGAGCACCAAGAUGGAGGCUGUGUUGCGUCAUCCGUGAGUUUCACAAGUUUCCAGAAGUUUCCAGCAGACCUGUGUCUCUAUGAGUGAUCUACAGCUCUGCUUCAGAGGAGCAAAAGAAAAGCAGCAAAUGCAAGACGGGAAGUUGCCAUGGGAACAGGAUACCCCAGAGAUGGCAGUCCUGUUGUUGCCGGGGACGAUUGGAACACGCGUCUUUUCCUCCCUCCCUCCCUCCCUCUCUCUACAUCUCUCGUUCCGUGUCUCUCUCUCUCUCUCGGAAACAGAAUGGUGAACAGAUAGCCGGCUCUGGACUUUUCUCCCUCUUCAACAUGGGUGCCUGCCUGUGCACAAGUCACAAAGAGCUCCAGGGCACCAGCCAGGCACCUGUUGCUGGGCCGCAGUGCUCCAACGAGGGACAGCCCAUCGUCAAGAGUCCGCAGAAAUCAUCUAAUGGGUCACUAUCGGACAAGAAGAGUACCAGUGGGUAUGACAUCGGAGAGCUGGCCACUUCCUCCCUGCUGGGCCUGGUGGCCACGAUUAAGGAGCACAUCACCAAACCCACGGCCAUGGCCCAGGGGCGGGUCGCUCACCUCAUCGAGUGGAAGGGGUGGAGCACCGGGGCCGGGGCGGAGGGGGCCGGGUACACCUGGGGAGGGGGCGGGGCGGGGCUGCAGGUGGACGAGCAGCUCUACAGCCACCUGACCGAUGAGAUCAAGGAGGCGCGCUUUGCCGCAGGAGUGGCAGCGCAGUUCGCCCUGGCAGAAGCUGCCAUGUGUGCCUGGUCUUCACCGGACGGCCCAGUCGACGCCAACUGCAGCGUAGCCCCAUUGCAAGAUCCCGAUGGCCUCUAUCUGUCUCGUUUUCUGUUGGACGGUGGAGGCGUAGGCGUCUCUCCGCGCCCUUACAUCGUCAACGCGGACGGCGUCAUUCCUCUUUUGCCUCAGCACCCCCAGCCUGACUCCCGCUCCUCAAGCUCUCCCUGCAAGCCGGCGACUGACUGCCCCCUACAGGAGCGGAGGACUUUGCGCCCCGACGGCUCGAUCCGACACGCGGACAGCAGCUCCCUCUCCGAAGACGAGGUUUUCUACGACUAGGCUUCGAAACACCUCAGGAGCUGUGAAACACUCACGGGAGAUUAAACCGCCACAAGGUGAUGAGUUAUGGGCACGGAGAAGUGGGCAAUCUCUUGGAUCACAGCUUCUGAUCCCUUUCUCCUCUCUGUCAAUUUCAUGAUGAAGAAUCAAUAGACUUCUAUUGGGAACUGAUUGAGCACCAGUGAUGGUGCUCUGAAGGAGGGGGAAGUCAUUAGAAAAUGGAGUACCUGCCGAUGAUGGUAGUGUCUGACUUUCUCCUUUGCUGUGUAAUGCCUUUGGAGUCUGGACAUAAAUCAAAGCCUUGGUCUA